Odocoileus virginianus texanus is the source of this 774-nucleotide messenger RNA. The record is from RefSeq and is a predicted model, not a curated record. Lineage: Eukaryota; Metazoa; Chordata; Mammalia; Artiodactyla; Cervidae.
AUGGGGAACCAUGCCUUGAAAGGGAGAGAACAAAGAGGUGGAACUGAAAUUAACGUGUGUGGAAAGGAAGGUUCCCUAAAGGAUGAUCUUAGAAAUAACGUUCCAAAGAAUCCCCCUGGUGGCUUUCAUUCACCUGCAAAAUGGAACUAUCAGCUGUUCAUGCUGGUGGCAGCUGUUCAGCUGAUGGAUCAGCAACUCCGACUCAGUUAUAACUUCUCCCCAGAAGUUGAAUUCAGGGCUAUCAGGUCCCUCACCUUGGGCAAAGUCACAGAGAAUCUUGGAUUGGAUGCUGAAGUCGGUAAAGCCAAUGCCCUGGGUUUUGUCGGGUGUCUGGCCUCAGUCCAGUACAACCAUGUUACACCACUGAAGGCGGCCCUGCGCCAUUCUGCCACUGCACCGGUAACCAUCCACGGGGUCUUGACAGAAUCCAGCUGUGCCUCUCUGAUGGACUCGGAUGUGAAUGCAGUGACCACGGUGCAUUCCUCAUCAGAUCUUUUUGGGAAGACAGAUGAGCGGGAACCACUCACCAACGCAGUGCGAAGUGACUCAGCCGUCAUUGGAGGAGUAAUAGCAGUGGUGAUAUUCAUCAUCUUCUCGAUCGUUGGCAUCAUGAGCCGCUUCCUUUAUCAGCAUAAGCAGUCACAUCGCACCAACCAGACGAAGGAGAAGGAAUAUCCAGAAAAUUUGGACAGUUCCUUUAGAAAUGACAUUGAUUUGCAAAACACAGUGAGCGAGUGUAAGCGGGAAUAUUUCAUCUGAAAAACUGCAGGGUCA